AGCCCAACGUGAUACACAUGUACCUGAGGCGCCCGUGCAGGCCAUGCGCUCUCCGCGUGUGGUGAGAGGGAAGAAGGUCCAUGCUGCCGAAGACCGCGAUUGGCUGAGCGACGACGACUCGUUUCUUGACUCGGAGGAGAUGGAGUGGGACGAUGGUGACUUUGUCGAUGGUCCACACACAGCAGUGGAUCAACCGACAAGGGCGGAGGUCAACCAGCAAGGACAAGCAUGGCAGCUGCCCUCCUCCACCCAUCAGCCCUCCUCUUCCCAGGGCCGGCGCCAGAGGCAUGUCCCCACCUCCGUGCCAUGUACCUCGCAGCAGGCCCCAGGCGAUGAGCUUUUGACAGCGGAAGUGCCGCUUGUCAUAGGCACCACAUGUGCAGCAACUGAUACGGUUACCCGGGCCAUCUUUGAAGCGCAACGUCGUCGGAAUCAAGAGCUGCAACGGCGGGUUUUGGAGUUGGAGGCGGAGUUGACGCGUCGCAGUAUGGGUCCAGCACUGGCCCAGCAGGGUGGCAUGCCCAGCACGGUCGGCGGUGGGCUGCAACACCGGGAAGUUGUGCGGGAGUACAUGAUCAAGGCUAUCGAAAUACUCUUCUUCCUCGCAAGCAACGAAGGCUUCACCAUUUGCACCUUCGGUUGUCCCAAACCUUGCCACCGUUCCUCUCCCAACAACCCUUGACCAUCAAAACCCCCAUCUAAUCCCUUCCUCUCUAAGCCUUCAACUCCACACAUAUCCAUAUACAGUAUACUUGAUGUCCUCAUCUCCCAUCCGUCCUCAUCUCCCAUCCGCCCUCAUCGCCCAUCCGUCCUCAUCUCCCAUCCGUCCUCAUCUCCCAUCCGUCCUCAUCUCCCAUCCAU
Closterium sp. NIES-67 is the source of this 861-nucleotide messenger RNA. The record is from the annotation of a GenBank genome assembly. Lineage: Eukaryota; Viridiplantae; Streptophyta; Zygnematophyceae; Desmidiales; Closteriaceae.